AGGCGGAACCUUUCGCUACGGAGCCCGUUUUGCCGGACGGAGCAGGUUGGAUGUGGGACGAGGGCGGCCGGGCCGCCUCCGCGAGCACGCGAAGCGAAGAAGAAGCGGCGGCAUGGCGGACCACGCGGCAUUCGCGCUGCCUUCGGGAGGCAGGCUGGGCGCCUGCUUGGAGACGUUGGGCACCGCUAGGGCCCAGCCCGAGCGGUUCCUCAGUGUUCAGGAUGGACUCGCUGAUGACUUCAUCUCUCUAACAAAAGCAUUAUACGAUUUCCACAAAGCGCUUGGAGCUGAUAUUAUUUCUGGAAGUCCUUUAAAGGAACUGGUGGUAGAUAACUUUGAUGAAGAACAGAUUUGGCAACAACUGGAACUGCAGAAUAAUGUAGUUCUAGGCUACUUCAAGACAGCUGUUGCUAGAAAUGUGGAGGGAGAGGAGGAUCUGUGUCUACUUCCAGCUUUACAGGAGGAUGAGUCUGUCACAGAAGACAGUGAGGAGCAGACAGGUAAUGAGGACCAGAUAGAAGAAGAGCCAGAUCUCAACAGUGAUGAUCUUGAAGAAGAAAGUGAGUUUGAAGAGAAGAGAGAUCCGCUCAGAGCAGUGGAAGAUCGUGCAUAUAGUGAUGAGGAUUCUGAUAUGGACUUUGACAUUGAUAAGUUAGAGCAGCAAACCCGAAUGUCAAAGAGCACCGUGAAAAAAACAGGAGAAAAGUCCAUAGUGGAUGACAGAUUUUUCAAACUGGCCGAGAUGGAGGCUGUUUUGGAUGCAGCAGAGAAAGAAGAAUUCAGAGCAAGAGACCACGAUGAAGAGGAAGGAAUAGAUUAUUUUGAGGACAUUCUUUCUGAAGAUGAGGAGGAGGACGACGAAGUGGAAUUUGGAGAAGCCCAAAUGAAGCAGAUCAAAAGUGCUCGUGAUCUUAAAUAUCAGGACUACUUUGAUCCUGUGGAUGAUCUCGAAGAUUUCACAAGUGAACACAAAGAUGGUGAAGAUGACCAGAGUGAGGGAACAGAAAAUGAAAACGAAGAAGAAGAUGGCAUGGUUGAUGAAGCUGCGGAAAUGGAUGAAAUCAAACAGACAAGAGGGAAUGAAAAAAGGAAAGAACUUUCUAAAAGAGUGACUUUCACCUUGCCAAGCAACAGUGACACAGAGGAGGAAGACACAGAUAUGUUCCAGGGAAAGACAAACAGUUCCCCUGAAAUGAAAUCAUCUUUUGAGAAACGGCAGGAAAAGAUGAGUGAAAACAUUAAAUUGCUCGAAGAGGAGCUGCUGAUGGAGAAGCCCUGGCAGCUAAGAGGUGAAGUGACAGGGCAAAAAAGGCCAGAAAACAGCCUUCUGGAGGAAAUGGUUCUCUUUGACCAUGCGGUCAAAAUGGCUCCUGUGAUCACAGAAGAAACAACGCUGGAGCUUGAAGAGAUCAUCAAGAGAAGGAUAAAAGAUCAGGCUUGGGAUGAUGUCAUCCGUAAAGAAAAACCAAAAGAAGAUCCCUAUGAAUAUAAAAAGCGGUUGACUCUGGAUCAUGAGAAAAGCAAGCUGAGUCUUGCUGAAAUUUAUGAGCAAGAAUAUCUGAAACUUAACCAGAAAAAAAUGGAAGAGGAGGAAAAACCUGAGCAUGCAGAAAUACAGAAAAUGAUGGAUUCUCUCUUCCUCAAACUGGAUGCCCUGUCCAAUUUCCACUUUACACCCAAGCCACCUGUACCAGAGGUUAAGAUAGUCUCCAAUCUCCCAGCAAUAACCAUGGAAGAAGUUGCACCAGUGAGCGUGAGCGAUGCUGCUCUCCUUGCUCCAGAGGAGGUCAAGGAGAAGAACAAAGCCGGGGAUGUGAAAACAGAUGCCGAAAAGACCCCCACAGACAAGAAAAGGGAGCGGAGGAAAAAGAAGCUUGUGAAGCGUAUGAAGCUGAAGGAGAAGGAGAAACGGCAAAAACUCCUGGAGAAAAAUUCAGAGCAGAGCACCCGAUUAAGCAAAAAGGCUUCGGCUGUGCAGCUAAAAAAGCUAACCAGGGAAGGCAGAACCUCUUUGCUCAAGGAUGACGGCAAAGACAAGGCUUUGAAGUCCUCCCGAGCCUUCUUUUCACAGUUGCAAGAUCAAGUGAAAAUGCAAAUUAAAGAUGCAAAGAAAAGCCAGAAGAAACCAAAGAAACGAGAACUCUCUGCCCAGAAGCUGAAGCUGUAAUAUAUUAUGCAUGUACUAUUUUGUAUAAAUUAAAGUUGGGGUUGUGUUUUUCUAAUUUAA
Messenger RNA from Rhineura floridana, 2227 nucleotides. It is a transcript of the gene MPHOSPH10, whose product is annotated as M-phase phosphoprotein 10. The transcript is spliced from 11 exons. The coding region runs from base 113 to 2167 and encodes 684 amino acids. The record is from RefSeq and is a predicted model, not a curated record. Gene Ontology annotation, biological process: rRNA processing. Gene Ontology annotation, cellular component: nucleus; small-subunit processome; Mpp10 complex. Lineage: Eukaryota; Metazoa; Chordata; Lepidosauria; Squamata; Rhineuridae.